Messenger RNA from Rhopilema esculentum, 1695 nucleotides. Its product is annotated as 26S proteasome non-ATPase regulatory subunit 3. Gene Ontology annotation, molecular function: enzyme regulator activity. Gene Ontology annotation, cellular component: proteasome complex; proteasome regulatory particle, lid subcomplex. The record is from RefSeq and is a predicted model, not a curated record. NCBI's taxonomy places the organism in Eukaryota, Metazoa, Cnidaria, Scyphozoa, Rhizostomeae, Rhizostomatidae. Gene Ontology annotation, biological process: ubiquitin-dependent protein catabolic process; regulation of protein catabolic process.
GGAGGCAACUCUUUGAAGAAAAGCUAGGCCGGCCAAAUACGAAGAAACUGCUUUGCUUUUCAAGAGUCUUUUGCACAGGGGAAGCGUUUUCGGACAUUCUCAAGUUGAAAGAUGGCAGCAGAAAAAACAGAAGAUGUUGAAAUGCAGGGUGAUGAAAACAAAGAAGUUGAGAACAAAGAAAAAUCACAAGAAGAAAAAGAUGCACUAACAUUUGACGAAAUUAAAGAGCAAAUAUUCCAGAUCGAAAAAACAGUUUCGUCCAAGGAAAACAGAUAUCUUCUUCGCGUCUUAAGGUCACUGAAUUCAACCAGAAGAAAGUGCAAUCACAAUGUCCUCAGAAGACUUAUCAAUUUAUUCUGCCUUCCAACUUCAAAAUCUGAAUUAAAUGAAUUUUUGGAGAAGCCUGACCCAGAAUCAUCAGAUAAGCCAAGACCAAAGAGCACAAAGCUAGCAAAUUACACACCUAUCCCAGAAGUGGAUGUAUUUAUUCAUCUGUUGGUUUUGUUACACUGUUUGGAUAACAAAGUAUUUGAAAGGGCUGUUAGAUGUGCUGAUGCACUGACAAAUAAGAUAACGUCAUAUAACAGAAGAACUCUUGACCCAUUGGCUGCUGCUUGCUUCUUUCACUACUCAAGGUCGUAUGAAGCUCUUGACAGGCUGAAAGAAAUAAGAGGAUUUUUGCUUGGUCGUCUAAGAAACUCCACUUUACAUCAUGAUGAAGAAGGCCAGGCUACUAUUCUGAACUUGUUAUUGAGAAAUUACCUACAUUACAAUCUAUUUGAUCAGGCUGAUAAACUUGUCUCCAAAUCAACUUUUCCUGAAUCAGCAUCAAACAAUGAAUGGGCAAGAUUUCUUUAUUAUCUAGGUCUUAUCAAAGCUAUACAGUUAGACUACAGUGAGGCAGACAAGAAUCUGAUGAAUGCAAUAAGAAAGGCUCCUCAAAGUACUGCAGUUGGUUUCAAGCAGCAUGUUCACAGACUGUCAGUGGUGGUUCAGCUGUUGUUAGGAGAAAUUCCGGAUAUCAAAACUUUUCGAGAAGCAAUUUUGAAGAAGACCUUGGCCCCAUACCUGCAGCUCACUCAAGCUGUUAGAACUGGCGAUUUAAAGCUUUUCAACAGUGUUAUUGAGGAAUACAAGGAAAAGUUUCAUGCAGAGAAAACCUUCACGCUUAUAAUCAGGUUGCGCCACAAUGUGAUCAAAACUGGAAUUCGAAUGAUCAGUCUUUCUUACUCAAGGAUUUCGUUGUCCGACAUAGCAAAGAAGUUGUUGCUGGACGGUGCCGAAGAUGCCGAGUUUAUUGUUAGCAAGGCCAUCAGAGAUGGAGUCAUCGAGGCAACUAUUAAUCACUCCGAGGGAUACGUCCAAUCUAAGGAAAACAUCGAUGUGUACUCCACCACUGAACCUCUGAAUGCCUUUCACCAGCGUGUCAGUUUCUGUCUCGAUAUUUACAACCAAUCUAUCAAGGCAAUGCGGUACCCUCCCAAAGCGUACAACAAGAAUCUUGAAACUUUGGAGGAACAAAGAGAGCGAGAGAAGCAAGAUUUGGAAUAUGCCAAGGAAAUUGCAGACGAGGAAGAUGAUUUUCUGUAAGCUGCAAAAGAAGAUAGUUCUUGCAACUUAUCAGCAUAGCUUCAAUUAUAUGUUCUAGAAGUGUUAAGAUGUUUCUGGUAGAAAGGUAGUUGUUUCUUUUCAAAA